Molecule: messenger RNA, 4618 nt
Organism: Cygnus olor (mute swan)
Lineage: Eukaryota; Metazoa; Chordata; Aves; Anseriformes; Anatidae
Gene: FLVCR1
Product: FLVCR heme transporter 1
Biological process (GO): mitochondrial transport; heme export; erythrocyte differentiation
Cellular component (GO): mitochondrion; membrane
Molecular function (GO): heme binding; heme transmembrane transporter activity
Source: RefSeq, a predicted model, not a curated record
UCCCAAGCAAUGCACCAGUCCUGGGCACCCCAUGCUGCGAGCUGGGCCUCCACUGUUGCCGUCUGCACCUUGACCCAUCGGCACGUUUCUUUGCACUGCACAGGAAUGAGAUUACGCUGCUGCUCGCUCAGUGAUGCGGCGGGGAUUAUUUACAUCACUUCUGCCUCCGUAUGCUUCUCAGUCACCUUCCCAGGCCUGGAUGCACUGAGGCCCUCAGGGGGGGCACCGAGGAGCUUUUCGGCGGGGCUGCGGCUGCUCCCCCUGCCCGGCGGCACCUCGCACCGCCUGUCAGGCGCCCGGCGCCGCCUCCCGCUCCUCCCCUCGCCGCCGUCACCCACCGGAGCCUGGCCGCUUUCCCUUCCACUCGCCCGGGCGGCUGGGGCCGCUUCCCCGCCCGGCGGAGCCCGGUGACCUUGCGGGGCUGCGGGAGCGGGCGGGCCGGGCAAGCUGAGCGGGGAGCGGGCAGAGAUGGCGGAGGGCGGCGAGGGGAGGAGGAGGAGGAGGCGGCGGCGGGGGAGAAGGGGGAGAUGCUGGGCGCCCCGCCGCAGCACAAUGGCUUCCUCCCCGGCAAGGAGGCGGAGAACGGCGGCCCCGGAGGAUGCACGGUGGCGGGCGGCCGGGUGGAGACCCGGCUGUCGCGGCGGCGGCUGGCGGUGCUGGCCGUCUUCAGCUGCUACUCGCUGGUGAACGCCUUCCAGUGGAUCCAGUACAGCAUCCUCAGCAACGUCUUCGCCCACUUCUACGGCGUGUCCUUCACGCAGAUAGACUGGCUCUCCAUGGUCUACAUGGUGGCCUACGUGCCGCUCAUCCUGCCCGCCACAUGGCUGCUGGACGCCCGUGGGCUGCGCCUCACCGCGCUGCUGGGCGCGGGGCUCAACGGGCUGGGCGCCUGGCUCAAGUGUGCCAGCCUGGCGCCCGGCCGCUACGCCAUCACCAUGGCGGCCCAGGCCGUCUGCGCCGUCGCCCAGGUCUUCAUCCUUGGGCUGCCCUCGCGUGUCGCCUCCGUCUGGUUCGGCCCCUCCGAGGUCUCCACCGCCUGUGCCGUGGCCGUGCUGGGCAACCAGCUUGGCACUGCAAUUGGCUUUUUGGUGCCACCUGUUUUGGUUCCAAAUACACCGAAUGAUAUUGAUCUAAUGGCACAUAAUAUAAGCAUCAUGUUCUAUGGAACAGCGAUAGUAUCCACUUUGUUCUUCUUAACAGGAGUUGUGUUUGAAGAAAAGCCUAAAUAUCCUCCUAGUCACUCUCAAGCACUUCUGCAAGCUAUGCCUCCUGAGGAUUAUUCCUACAAGCAGUCGAUUAUUAACUUAGUCAAAAAUAUUCCGUUUGUACUCUUGCUGAUCAGCUACGGUAUUAUGACUGGAGCAUUUUAUUCUGUCUCCACAUUAUUAAACCAGAUGAUAGUAACUUAUUAUGAGGGAGAAGAAGUGAACGCUGGGAGAAUUGGCUUGACACUGGUGGUGGCAGGAAUGGUGGGUUCGAUUAUUUGUGGUUUGUGGCUGGAUUACACUAAAAUACAGUAAGCAAACCACUCUGAUCGUUUACAUCCUCUCUUUCAUUGGGUUGGUGGUAUUUACGUUCACCCUGGACCUUGGACAUCUCAUAGUUGUUUGUGACUGGAGGAGUACUUGGGUUCUUCAUGACUGGCUAUCUCCCACUUUGGUUUGAAUUUGCUGUGGAAAUUACAUACCCAGAGUCUGAAGGCACUUCGUCAGGUCUACUUAAUGCUUCAGCACAGAUAUUUGGAAUUGUCUUUACACUUGUUCAAGGGAAGCUUACAACAGACUACAGUCCUCGUGCAGGAAACCUCUUUCUCUGUGUGGCUGUUUGUGGGCAUUAUCUUAACAGCCUUAAUAAAAUCAGAUUUGCGAAGACACAAUGUGAAUUCAGGGAUUAUGAAUAUGGAUGUUAAACCUGUACCAGUUGACAGUCCUGUAGAACAUGAAAAUUGUACUGCUUUAAAAAUCCAAUCAGAUUUAUAAAUCUGAAAGAAGAUGACUUAGAAACACACAAGUUUGGUUGAAUACUGAACAAUAUUAAAUAGUGUAAUCACUUAUAUGGACUUAUAUGGAUAGUAAAAUGUAUUUGGUGAUGAAUUCAGUGACGAUUGUGUGGUGGAAACUGAAAGUGGUCAGUUCAUUUCAACCAAGAUGCAAACAACCCAACUUUGUAUGGAAUAUUUAUUUUAAUGGUUUUCAAGUUUUGCAGUUUCACUGGUGAAGAACUGUCUGAAUGCUCUCCACCCUAGGAAGAAAUGUACAUCCAUGAUGCACACUGAAAAGAUGUGGAAUCCUAAAGUAUGGUCAUGAUCAGAAGUAAUUUUGAUUUCAAGGGGGAGAGGGAGGAAAGUUAAUUUCUUCUUCAGUCCUUUCUAGUGCAUUUGGAAAGUCAGAGUACGUAUAGCUGCAUGACUGAGUGUAUUCAUAUUCUUUUUUAUUUUUUUAAUUUUUAUUUUUUUAAAUGUCUCUGAAGUAGGCCAAUAGUCCCUUCUGGAAAACUGUCUAUAGCACAAAACUGAAAACAAAAGAUGACUGCAAAUGUGAGUUUUGAGUUUCUUUUGCCUUGAAAUUUCUUGAUGGAUACCAGAAGGCAGGUGAGGGAAAAACAAACAAACAAAAAUACCAAACCCACAACAUAUUUCUUAUUUAAUACGAUAAAAAGGAGAAAGACCAUAGAUAUCUCUACUGCGAAGUAUUUAUAGGCAACGGAAUGCUACUGCAUGGGUUUCUUCCUGAGCAUUUUGAGUGCUUUCUCAGUUAAAGUGAGAAGAAUAUGUUUACAAAGAGAUGGUGCCUUUACUUUGUAAAGAAGAUACUUGCCUCAUCUUGAGUUGAACUAGUGCUGCUGAAGAAAUUCCAUUUUGCAUGUUAAACUUCCUGAGUAUUUGUGGAGUAUCAGAAAAUGUGUUGUAUAUUUUUCUCAUUUCUUUCUUUGUGUUAUGAAUUGUAUCAUUUAUCUCCUGUGAUUUUUUUAUGCUUAUUUUAUAACUUUGUGUGCUCAUAUAAAAUGAGACAUGAUUUACUGUUAAAAGCUGUAAGGAUGACUGAAAGGAAAAUAAUGAUGUUUUUCUCUGUCUGAGAUAUUUGCUGUUUAAGUCAUGUAUCUUAGAUUCAAAAGGAACAGACUUCUUUGCCAUUCGCUUUGUGUUAUUACACUUACCUGAAUGUGGAUUUCUCACUGCAGUGCUUCUGAAAAUAUUGUCCUUUUCCUUGUGCUGUAAAACCCAACUACAGAAUUGCUAGCACUACUGUAAUGCCAAGGCUCUGCUGUUACUGAAAAGUCAAACCAGAGUUAGCAGCAUUUAGGCUUUGGCAGCCUUUAAGUUGAGCCUGCAUUUUCAGCACCAUCAAUGAUGUAGCCGCUGAGUUCCCACAGAUUAGUGCCAUUCAGAAGGUGGAAUCCUGCUUGAAGUUUUCCAUGGAUUAAUAGUUAGGUAUGGGGAACUGUUUAACUCCCAAGAUAGACUUUCAAUGUGAUGAGUAUAAUUAAAUGUUUUUGUUUUGUUUUGUUUUUAAUAGAUUUAGAGAAUCUUUAUAUUAAAAGGAAACUGUAAAUGCAUCUUUCUAAACUUGGCCUCUAAACUUUUUUCUUAAUUUGGCAUUUUGUAUGAUAAAUGCUUCAGACAUGAGAAGACUGAAUGGCAGUGUAUGCAUCAGAAAAAGACAGGUAUGUUUGGAACACCUGUCUUUCGAAAAAGGGUCCAUGCCUCUUUGUGGGGUCCAGUGCUAGAGAGAAAAUAGGCACACCUUGCUGCUUCUGGGCAGGCGAGAAGAGUCCUCUGGUGAGGUAGCUGAAUAGGGGAAAAGUAGAUAUUCAAAUGGGAGGUGAAAUCAUAGGAGGGGAGGCAGAGAGAUUUUUUUUUAUGUCAGUUCUUUAUGUUAAAUGACUUGCUCUGACACAAGCUGCCCCAGACAGGGAUAUACGCACUUUCAGACUGAGAGAGCAAAGUGAAAGUUCCUGCCUUUUGAUAUCUGUGGGUGGCUUUUGCCUUUGGAGAAGUGAUUAUACUAUGAUACACAUAAAACUAUUCCGCAAGAUACAGAUUCAGUAAAUAUCGCCUGUGUUCGUCGCCUCUGGUUUCUAUGUACUUCUGCUGUUGCAAAACUUUAGCAAAACCUUCUCUCUGCAGGUUUGGGGAAGUGCUUUCAACUGCCCAGCAGAAAGUCUUUAGCAGUCUCCAGAAUGCUUUCUGUGUCUGGUACACAGCGUUCAAAUUCCAGGAUUGAGCUCUUAUUUUUUUUAAUUUAUUUUUAAAAUUCCUUUCCUCACUAGUUUCCAGUAGCUUCCAGUUUCUUUAGUUCUGUUUAGUUGAUUAUUGAAAAAUAUUCCAGCCCUACUGCCUCCUCGUGUUUUUUAUCUUCUGCCAAAUUACUUGGCUACCCCCGAAAAUGUCCAAACAAGCUUUUUGGCAUGCUGGAAAGCUGCUGGGUCCCUAAAAAAAAAUACUUCUAAUAAUGACGGCUUAAUUACAUCCUGGAUUUAAUACUCCUCAAAAGGAACUUGAAAGUUGGAAACUUGUGAGCGUAUAUUUAUCUGAAAGUUAUUUCUGGGCAAGAAUUAAGUAUAUAAAUAAAAGGCUCAGUAGCAAAAUGAAAAACAAAUAAAUCAAUAUUUUACGCAA